Messenger RNA from Medioppia subpectinata, 2566 nucleotides. The record is from the annotation of a GenBank genome assembly. Lineage: Eukaryota; Metazoa; Arthropoda; Arachnida; Sarcoptiformes; Oppiidae.
AUGCAUUCCGAAGAGGAGUUAGAAGUGAUAGGAAUCGAUAAAAUUGAAAUGGUUUACGGGAGCUCUCACUUCAAGUCAUUAGAAAACGGCCAAAAUGUCAGUCUCGCUAUGUCUGCGGCGGCCGAACGCGCCUGUUAUCACUCCACUUGUGUCUCAAACGCAACUCUUUCUAACAAUAAUUCAUCGAAUUUACUCAUUCUUGGUGUAAAUUCUAUUCAUUUGUUUGCAAUCAGGAGUUGGUCUGAAAGGAUAGACCUAUUACUCGAAGAACAGAAAUAUACCGAAGCACUCGCUUUGAGUCUUUCCUUUUAUAAAAGUAAAGCAAAGGCUGUGAUUGGAUUGAGUGGCAAAAAGUCAGAAAAGCGGGCAAUAAUUGCGCAAAAACUAAUUGAAGUGUUAGACAUAUACGUGAACUCAACGCUCACAUCCAUGUGUCCCGAUUCGGGCAAAAUAGAGAUCCUUAUUGAACACUACAAAAACCUGAUCCCAACUUCUAUUUACUACUGUCUGUCUAUUGAAGACAAUCAGCAAAUGUUGAGCGAAUUAUUUGACAAAUUCUCUGACGACUCGAUCGCCAGAAACGUAUUCUUAGACUCAUUAGAACCCUAUGUAUUGAACGGAGAGCUGAGGAGUUUGGGUCCAAUUAUUGCCAAAGAGCUGACCGUUCAUUACGAACAGAAGAAAUGGUUUCAUACUUUAGAGUCAAUUGUCACACAUCUUGAUAUCACAUCACUUGAUAUUCACUACAGGUUUUUGUGGCAAAUGGACAGUUGUCUAUUGAGAGGACUAUCCUUUCCCAACAAUCAGGCCAUAGAAGCGGAGAAAAAGUCAAUUCUAAUGGGAUUUGAUGAGAAAGAAAGCCGUUGUCUAUACAUAUUUAUUGUCAAACUAUUGUCUGAUAAGCGAAACACUGUUCACAUCAAAAGGACACUCUUGGAUGAGAUGAUUGAAAAUCUAUUUGUUUCGGAAGAUAAGCAAUCAUUUGAGGAGAGAGAGCGUGUCUUAUUAGAACUGUUGCAGUCAGAAGCAGGACAUGGUUUGCAUGGUUUAGAUGAAACACAAUUCUUACGAUUGGCACUAAACGCCAAUUUGUUAAGCCAUGUAUUUGAUUACAUCAAUCAAAUCGUAAUGUCUGCUAAUGUGUCCGUUGAGGAGAAAAAAGUUUUCAUCGAAACUAUUUAUUCUAAUAUCGAAGUAAUUAUUGAAAUCGAUUUCAACAAAACGGCAACAUUUCUAUUGGAUUACUUAGAAGUGGACAAAUGCGAGCAAAUAAUCACUUCUCUUGAAUCGAAACCUAAAGUAUUGUAUAAACUAUUGUUUGGAAUAUUGUUAAACGCAUCGAAGAAGAGUCACAAAAGAGAUCCGUCGACUGGAAGUAUUGAUUUGGAGUUACUUCCCAUUAAAGAGCAGAGAAAACAAAUGCUAAUAACAGAUUCGCGAUUACAAGAAAAAUUAAUUGAAUACAUGUGUGAAUUUGAACCAAAAUGUGUUUACAAUACACUUAAUAUUCUUGAAGACUAUCGACCGGACGUCGUAUUAAUGAUGACCAGAAAGAAUGAGAUAAACGACGCGACGGCUUAUUUGCUCGAAAAGACGGCCAGAUUUGAAGAAGCGUUCAAAUUAUUGCACAAACAAUUGGAUGAAAUUAUUAUCGAUUUUAAUGGCUCAGAUGUGGAGGCAUUUUGGACUCAAAUACAUAAACAGAUGAUAUGUCUCAUAGAUUUGUGUCAACGCUGUUCACCCAAAGUGGAGUCAAUAGAAAAUCAGUGGCUUUUGUUACUCGAAUCGAUGCAAACAAUCAAUAUCUUAGUGAAGGGUUCGUUUGUUAAUAACGGGUCGAGCGAUGGAAACAGUGAACAACUCUAUAAUAUGAGAGAUCUCUUUCAAACGGUUUACGAUAACUAUAGCUAUGAGGAGACACUUUUACAGACGACCAACAAUUUGCUAUUAAAUGAAUUACACCAACACUUGGCUCUCCUUAAGAGAGACGCCAAUAAAGCCAAUUCCAAUCGCGCGAAGACGUGUUCCGUUUGCGGCAAAGAUCUCAAACUCGAUGAUAAUGUCAUACUAUUUGGAUGUAAGCAUUCAUUCCAUGAGCGCUGUGUCACCACCAAAGACGGGCCCAUCUGUUACUUAUGCGAGCCGUCAUCGCAUGAUAAUUACGAUAACAAUUCAUCCAAACGUUUGUCGAAUCCACAGGAUAUCGAUUCCCAUGACUUGCAUAACAAUCACAAAAUAGAUUCACUAAAACUAAGCGAAAGCCAAUUAAAUGCUUUGCAAUACCUUAAGAAUGGCCAGAGAAUCGAUUCCAGAGCAAAUAUUUUAAACCAUUUGCCAAACACGAGGAUAAGACUGGCGUCCAAUGAGUUGCCGACCGAACAAAUAUUUAAACUAAAACUCGCCCCACAAUGGAAACCAAUAAUAAUUCGAUGGUUUGACAUAAACUUUGAUUUACGGACUCAUAUACCGACUAGUAUUGGGGAUUCACUUCAAGGACUGGGAGUUUAGAGUAUUUUUGGUUAUAUAUUAGACUAGUAUUAGAAAAUAAAUGAUAAAUAUUUGUAUA